This is a messenger RNA of Penicillium malachiteum, 882 nucleotides long. Its product is annotated as RTA1 domain-containing protein. NCBI's taxonomy places the organism in Eukaryota, Fungi, Ascomycota, Eurotiomycetes, Eurotiales, Aspergillaceae. The coding region runs from base 1 to 882 and encodes 293 amino acids. The transcript is spliced from 3 exons. Gene Ontology annotation, cellular component: plasma membrane; fungal-type vacuole. The record is from RefSeq and is a predicted model, not a curated record.
AUGGUUGUAUCUUCAGAAACAAUUGGCUGCGUUGCCUAUAUGGAGGGCGUUGGCACCUCUUAUGGAUAUGUACCACACCUUUCAGUUGGUGUCGUUUUCGUUGUCCUAUUUUCAAUUUCUAUGAUCGUUCAUACCAUUCAAUUUUGCUGGAAGCGAGUAUGGUGGGGUGUGGUGUUUAGUCUCGGGUGCAUGGUGGAGGUUCUCGGAUGGGCUGCUCGAUUAUGGUCAAGUCAAUGUCCAUACAACGGUGAUGCAUUCUUGAUGCAGAUUUCGACCCUAAUUAUCGCACCAACUUUCUUCACUGCUGGUAUUUACAUUAUCCUGGGUCGAUUUAUUCAACUUCUCGGACCCGAAUCUUCAAUCCUCAAGCCAAAAACCUAUCUCUGGAUCUUUUGUACUUGCGACAUCCUUUCACUCGUCAUCCAGGCCGCCGGUGGUGGUAUGGCCUCCGCUGCAGUCAACUCCGUGAACGGAAACACCGCACCUGGAACACACACCAUGGUUGCGGGUAUUGUAUUCCAACUAUUCUCUGUCACAAUCUUCGUCUUCUGUGCCAUCGACUUUAUCCGCCGUUCCUUGCGCUAUAAUCUUCUGCAGCCCAUGAAGGGAACUAUCCUUCCGCUGCUGUAUGCCAUGAUCUUCUCCGUUAUCUGCAUCUAUAUUCGGAGUAUCUACCGUACUAUCGAACUGUCUCAGGGUUGGUCUGGAUACCUCAUUACUCAUGAGCGAUACUUCAUUGCGCUGGAUGGUGCGAUGAUGAUUUCUGCUGUUGGAGUUUUCAACUUCAUCAACCCUGGUUGGUUCUUGCCGCAGACUGGUGGUCGUAAGCGGGAAACCUAUUCCAGUGAUGAGAUCGAGAUGAAUGUUCCCUCAAGCUCUUAG